CAUUUAGAGGCGCUGGUAUCAGUUAAAAUGCGGAUGUGACAGCUUUCAGACUUCUCUCUGAUCCCAUAGAUCUCAUAGAUCCUCUGCAGAGUAUUUCCUAAGUCGUUCGUCAGGCUUUUAUUCACAAAUGUCGGCGAAAGGUGAUGAAUCAGGGAACAAAAGUAAAUAUGGAACAAAAGAUGUACCAAGAGAUAAUGCCAAAUCAUCGACAUUUGAUCCAACUGAACAUCAACAUGUAAGAUAUAAUCCAUUAAGAGGAGAAUGGGUACUAGUGUCACCACAUCGUAUGAAACGACCUUGGGGAGGUCAAAUAGAACCCAGUGUAAAUGAAGAACUUCCAGAUUAUGAUCCCAAAAAUCCACUUUGUCCAGGAAAUGUUAGAGUUAGUGGAAAAGUAACUCCAAUGUACCAAAAUACAUUUUCGUUCGUGAAUGAUUUUCCUGCUUUAUUAGAAUCAGUACCAGAUCCACCAAAAAUAAAUGAUGAGUUAUUUCAAAUGGAAUCUGCUAAAGGUACUUGUAAAGUAAUGUGUUUUCAUCCAAAGUCAAAUGUAACAAUAGCAUUGAUGAAAAUUCAUGAGAUUAAAGAAGUGAUCAAACAAUGGAUUCUUGAGAUGUUGGAAUUAGGUGAGAAAUGGACUUGGGUCCAGAUAUUUGAAAACAGAGGUGCUCUGAUGGGUUGUAGUAAUGCACAUCCUCAUUGUCAAAUAUGGGCUAGUUCGUUUAUACCGAACGAAGUUAAAAUAAAAGACAGAUAUCUCAACGAUUAUUACAAGCGUAAUAAUAGACCUCUUCUAAUUGAUUAUAUGCAAAAAGAAGUCAUAAAAAAGGAUCGCAUUGUAAUGGAGAAUCGUGACUGGAUAGUUGUAGUACCAUUUUGGGCAGUAUGGCCAUAUGAAACUAUGGUUUUACCAAAAAAACAAGUAAUUCGAAUGCAAGAUUUAUCGGAUAGUCAGCAAGAAUCUCUGUCCAUCAUCAUGAAGAGAUUAUGUAUAAAAUAUGACAAUCUCUUUCAAUGUUCUUUUCCGUAUUCAAUGGGAUGGCAUGGCGCUCCAACGGGUCCAUAUCAAAAUCAUGAUUAUCCAUAUUGGACCUUUCACGGGAUAUAUUUACCACCUUUAUUACGAUCUGCUACUAUAAAAAAACACAUGGUUGGCUAUGAGCUUUUAGCUCAAGCACAGAGAGAUUUGACACCAGAACAGGCAGCAGAAAAAUUAAGAAACUUAUCAGAUUUCCAUUAUAAACAUCCGGAAACUAGUCUAACUUUGGAAGAAAUAGAAAAAUAUUCAAAUUAAAUAUAUAAUAUUUGAAAAUAAAA
Pogonomyrmex barbatus (red harvester ant) is the source of this 1317-nucleotide messenger RNA. RefSeq names its product Galactose-1-phosphate uridylyltransferase (gene Galt). Gene Ontology annotation, cellular component: cytoplasm. The record is from RefSeq and is a predicted model, not a curated record. Gene Ontology annotation, biological process: beta-D-galactose catabolic process via UDP-galactose, Leloir pathway. Gene Ontology annotation, molecular function: UDP-glucose:hexose-1-phosphate uridylyltransferase activity; zinc ion binding. Lineage: Eukaryota; Metazoa; Arthropoda; Insecta; Hymenoptera; Formicidae.